This is a messenger RNA of Lingula anatina, 5857 nucleotides long. RefSeq names its product cilia- and flagella-associated protein 43. The record is from RefSeq and is a predicted model, not a curated record. Gene Ontology annotation, molecular function: protein binding. Lineage: Eukaryota; Metazoa; Brachiopoda; Lingulata; Lingulida; Lingulidae. Gene Ontology annotation, biological process: cilium assembly. Gene Ontology annotation, cellular component: axoneme.
UCUCGCUAACAAGUCCGAGAUUAAACUUGUGUACUUAGCAACAAUAUUCAUAGUCUGAGUGAAGAAGUGAAUGUUAUCGAAUAAUUUUUACCUUUCAUAUUAUGUUUUUAUUUAGUUUUUAAGGUUGGAAGAACCCUUAUUACACAUGGAGUCAAUAGGUUCUCUCGUGCUUUCGUGGGCUAAAGGCUAUGAUGGCAACAACACUCAUUUCAUAGACAAGAGCACCAUUUGCUUUGCCUGUGGCCAUAAUGUAACUUUUGUGAAAGAAAAUGGAGAGGAGAUGGUGUUCCCCAGUCCAGGAGAAGGUGUCGGUACCCUGGCUGUUCACAGUGUCAACAAAGUGUUUGCUUUCUCUGAUCUGUCACUGCCACCAAAGGUUUUUGUGUACAGUUUUCCAGGUUUGGAACAGAAAGCUGUUUUACAAGGUGGUGCCCAGUUGGAAUAUUCAGCCAUUGCUUUCUCAGCUAGUGAUUACCUAGCUACUGUCUCUGGUUUACCUGAAUUUGAACUUGCAGUAUGGGAUUACAUUAAGGGAAACAAGCUUUGCACUGUAAGUUUACCACAUAUCACCCCUACUGGUGUGUCUAUCAACCCAGCCAAGUGGAGACAGAUAUGUGUCACCACAGACAAUGCUCUUACACUUUACCACGUUGAACAAAGUGAUGAGCAUUAUUUGAUGAAGCCAAGUAAAACUAAUUUGCCAGUAGAAGAUUCAAUGGCAACAAUAGAGGAAGAAGGCCGCAUGCCUACUAGAGCAUCCACACGUUUGACCAAAAUGACUGUGGAACUGCCUAAGGCUGCUGUAGCUGGAUUGGUGGGAGAAAUGGCUGAGAGAUGGGAUGAUUUACAGGAUCAUAGGCCAAGGGUGGUCCCCAAAAGUCACUGUUGGACACCAGUUGGGGAUUUAUAUGUUGGAUGUGAAGGUGGACAACUUCUGAAGGUUGAUGGAGAAACCCAUGUAGCCAAAGUCAUGUAUACUCCUGGACCAAAAGCUGCAGCCCCUCCAUCUCGAGAACCAAGCCAGUCUUCAUUGAAGCUGACCAAAAAAGUUUCCAUGGCAGAUAUGGAUUUGAAUAGUGCCAUGAUGAACAUUGUCCCAGAAGGAGCAUUCAGGACCAUGGCUCUGCACAAGACUGGGCUGUUUGCUGGAGGAUUGGAUGGUACACUGAGAAAACUUGAGGUUAAAGGAGAUAAUGUAAAAGUGGUGGAAACCACACCUGUUGGUCUGCCUAUAUCCUCUAUGAGCUUCUCAUCAACCUUUAACAAGUUGGCUUUGGGUAGUUCAAGGGGAGCUCUCCAUGUGUAUGACUUGGAAAAUCCAGGCAGUACCAAAGAGAUCUUUGAUAUUCACCAUGGAAACUUUGUAGCAGUUGACAGCCUGGCUGGAUGUGACCACUGUGUGUCUGUGCGUGAAGAUGGUGAAUUACAAGUGUGGCGUGUUGAUACUUCCCAGAUGGAAGGUUUUAUUCCCAUUGGACAAAUGGCUACCAGUUUAGCUUGCAGUCCAUUGCUCCACAUGGCAGUGGUUGGAACAGAGCUGGGAUACCUAUUCUUCAUAGACCUUAAUGAUACAAAGAACCCAAGGCCUGUUUACCAAUAUAGAAUACAUACAGGACCAGUCAACCACAUUGUCUUUGAUAAAAAUGGUCGGUUCAUCUUCACAGCAUCAGAUGAUGGGAAUGUGUUUGUCAUUGAUAGCAGAGCUUCCAAGAAUUUUGAGGUUGUGGGGCACACUGCUGUGGCAGGAGAUGUACAGAGUAUAUCCAUGUUCAGUUCUGAGGGUUCUAGAGACAUCAAGGUGGUCGUCACUUCCAACAACACUGGACACAAGAGACUGGGAGCUACUAUUGCAGUUGUAUUUGACAUCACUGACAAGUUGACCAGAGACUUUAAAUUAGCGCAUGCCAGUCUGAAGAAGAACUUUAGAGAUGAUGCCAUCAACAAGAUGGUGUUGACUUUGACAGUGCCCUCCUAUGGUGCAGCCAUAACUAAUGGUGGGGUCAUGUAUACUAUCUCACAGACCAACAAGAUGAUACACAAGAUGAUCCUGCCUGAAGAACGUCCACCGAGAGAUGAGGCUGUCUUGAGUCAUGUCGGGGAAUAUCCAGGCCACCAGUUGCCAGGAGGAAGGCUCAUUAUGUCACCACACAACAAAUGGGUGGCAUCUUAUGGCCCUGAUGGAAAAAUUUACAUAAGAACAGUCGGAGAUAUGGACCACCCUCUGCAGCUGUCCCCCCAUGACUACCGGCAUGGUGGAGUGAGGCACAUGACUUUCUCUGGAGACAGUCAGAUGUUGUAUACUGUGGGAUACGAUGGAAUUAUGGCUUGUUAUAAGUGGAGGCUAACCCAAAGUGGUCAGGCCAAAGCAAAAUCAGCCAUUGAAUCAGCCAGGGCUAUCAGAACCAAUAAUAUGCAGACCCAGCAGACUGAGGAUGCUAUGCUGCAGAGUAUGAAGGAGUGGUCACCAUCCAGUGAGUCAAGGCCUGUCACCACUGCUCCUAAGGAGGAAACAGAACAACUGGAAAAGGAGCAGUCAACUGAGGAAGUCUAUACCACCCCUACCCCAGUUCCAGGUCAUGAUAGCACCUGGUUACAGGCACAAGAGCUUAUGUCAAUCAAAGAGGAAGACAAGGAAUAUGCAGAGGUCAAAAAGCAACUGAGGCUGGAAAUCAAAGACAUGAGAAAAACAAUUCAAAAGAUGAUGCAAGAGAAUGAGGGUCUUCCAGAUACUGAGAAACUUGGUAGACAUGAGUUUGAUCUUGAUAUUGAUGAGCAGAUCCAUCUGCAACAGGAGGCAGAUAAUGAAGUAGCAAGGAUCCGUGAAGAGAUAGAGUUUGAGGACUUGGCCAAGCGGUACGUGACCCAUAUCAUCAAGACAGAGUGCUGGGAUGAGAUGGUUGUCAAGGGAAGAAGCAUUGAGGCAUUUAUAUCCUCUUAUGAAGUCAGUAACUUCCCAAUGAAAAAGCGCUCAAAGCGUGAGCUAGAUGAACUUGACAAGGUAACCGCAAGAAGAGCUGUAGAGAUUGCAGAGGUUCAGUCAAGAAGAGAACUGACUGAGGUUUCACAGAAAACAGCUACUUUCAGUCAGAUGUUAAAGGAAUCUGCCAAUGAGACUGCACAGGGGACUGAAGAUGAGCUUAAUGAGACAGAUGAUGUUGAAGCUCAGUCAAAAGAUGACAGUGCUACAACUGGCAGUUUGAGUGCAAAGUAUGGAGGUGGCAGCAAAAUGCUGUACAGCCAGUUUGAACUCCAUACUAGAGAGCAAAAACAAGCUCAGAUCAUCCUUUUGCAGGAUGUAAUUCACAGAAUUAAGUUAGCCUUUAACAAAGAAUUUGAUGAAACCUACCAGAAAAAGGAACAGGAGGUUGCUAAGAUUAGAGACCGCAACAAGAGGAUCAGAAAGAUCUUGGAUGACUUGGACAUGGUGGAAACAGUCACAGACUUCUCAAUGAGUAUCUUGGAGAAGCCUGAGAGACUGCUUGUGGUAGAAGACAGUGAGGUUAAAGUAGAGAAGUACUACACCCCACAACAGAGGAAGAAACUUGAAGAGGAAGCUAGGAUAGAGGAAGAGAGAAGGGCAAGGGAGAAAGGAGACAAUGCCAGGGAGAGAGCUUUAGAUAUGAUGAUGGGAGGUGUCCUGGAGAUCAAGAAGGAGGAUGAACUGAAAAAGGAUGUUCCAAUUCCAGCUUUUAUUCAAACCAAACCAGAGGAUGACUGGACAGAGGAGGAGCAGAAAAUUGCCAAGGAAUAUGAGAAGAAAGUGAAGGAACUUCAGGAAGAGAGGGAAAAGUUUAGAAAGCAACUUGAGAUGGAGCUCAAGAAACUGCAGACUUUGAAUCAGGACACAGAAGAGAACUUUGAUGAGGCACUAAAACAGCUGUUUGUCAGGAGGGUCAAGACUGACAUGGUGAUAUAUCAGGAAGAGUUGAAGAUAUUGCGUCUCCAGUACUCUCUGUUGAUUGAGGAAGAGCUUGAAACAAGAGACAAGGAGCUCUGCAGAUUGCUGGAACAUAAGAAAAUGUUGAAAACUCUCUCUGCCCAGACUGUUGCUGAAGCCAGAAAGCAUGUGGAUGAGUUCAGAGAAAAAUAUGACAUCCUUGUGGCUGAAGACAAAGUGAUAGAUAAAGUCUUCAAGAGAGAAUUCAAUGAUGUGCCAGCUGUUCAGUUGGAUCAGCUUUACAAACUGUUCAGGAGACGACCAAGGGGUGGAAGAGUUAACUUGAAGGACAGGGAAACACCUAUUUAUGACCCAAAAUCUGGCAAUCCUUUUGCUGACCGCCCAUCAACAGCCAGGCAGAAUGCCAUGAACAAAGUUUCCAUGGAAUCAGCUCUCCAAGAACUGGACAAGGAGUCCAAUAUGCCAGAAGGAGUGCAGCUGUAUGUUUGGGAGAGAUUGUGCAGAUACAGGAGGCAGAAAAUUGACAGUGAGCAACUGGUCAAACAAAAGGCACUUGUUUUGGCCGAGAUGGAAAAUGGUUUUCUGCGUCGCAGAUUAGAUGAAGAUGAACAGCUGAAGAGAGACAUUGAGGAAAUCACCAUUGCCAUUGAAAAACUGAAGGAAGAUGUCAUUCAGUUUAAUACCAACCUUGAAGCCCAGCUGGUCCUGAAGCAGGGUCAAGUUGAAGUGGAUCCAGGGAAUUUCAUCCAUGAUUUCAGAGACAGCAUCCUUAUCCACAGGUCUGUGGUGGAGGAACUCAAUGGGAAGAUUAAGCAACUGGGAGAGGGCAAAAUAGCCAGUAUGGUUGAUAGCAAGGACUUUAGAAAAGGCAUUAUACAGUUGGAGUGGGAACACAAGAAAAACAUCAUGCAAAUUGAAGAUUUACAACGAAAAAUGAGAGACAUUAACAUGAUGAAAGUUACAAGACAAAUACAGUCGUUCCUGAAUGAAGAAGAUCAUGAAGCAAAGAGAGCACAGGAGGCAGCUGUUUUAGAACAAACAAUCAUGAUGCAGAAAAAACAUCAUGAGAAAAAUGUGGAAGAGCACAAAAAGAUUGUGAAAGACCUGAAGAAAGCUAUCCAACAGAGAGAGGAGGAGAAUAAAUCACUUGAAAGAGAUUUGGAAGAAUUGAAUGUCUCUGUAAAUGAGAGGAGUCACAUUAACGAUGUCAAUGCUGACAAAACAGGAGAUGGUGGGCGUGACCGUCGCUACCAGGAGAUUGUCCAGCGUCGUAAGUUAGUGGACCUGGCCAAAGCUCAGGCUCAAGAGGUGGCUGUGCUCAGAGCUGAGGUUGAGAGGCUCAGGAUGAGAACAUUCCCUGCUCUGGUGCAGGUGGAGCACUAAUAGGUUGAAUGUGAGGGGCUAUUCAUGGUGAAAAGACUUGUGGGAAGCUACAACUUGAAACUACUAGAAAUACUGUUUUGGUGAAUUUUGACAAGUUUUAUCACUGUAGACUUAAUUGAAUUACUAUUUACAGUACAGAAAAAAAACUUUUGUGACCACUGCAAACAGGCUUCCUUCUUGGCCUUGCAUUUUAUUAGCUACUAAAACAACUUAAGUGUACAUAUUCCGUCCAAAAUCUGUGCAUAUAAAUGUUUGCAGCCACUUAUCCAUGUUGUGUAUGGGCAAAGAAUAAAGUUAGGUGUAUGUCAGAUUCACAAAUAAAUUGCACAUUUUGGCUUACUUUCAAAGAGUAAUUACUGCAGUUCAAUAUUAUAAUAUGUUCCAUCAUACAUUACUGAAGAAAAAAACAAAUGUGAACUGUGUAAGAGCCUCACAGCAACUUCUAAGAAAAAAAUAUAUAUUACAUAAUGGAUUAUUUGUUUGUAACAUUCUUGAAUCUUUUUGCAUAUAAUCCUUUCCUGUGAUAUUGUGUAAAUAUUCUGAAGAUUGUGUAGUAUGUUUAAUAAAAUAAUCAUA